Molecule: messenger RNA, 1545 nt
Organism: Recurvomyces mirabilis
Lineage: Eukaryota; Fungi; Ascomycota; Dothideomycetes; Mycosphaerellales; Teratosphaeriaceae
Gene: GCD11
Product: eukaryotic translation initiation factor 2 subunit gamma
Exons: 2
Coding region: 1-1545 (514 amino acids)
Biological process (GO): formation of translation preinitiation complex
Cellular component (GO): eukaryotic translation initiation factor 2 complex; cytosol
Molecular function (GO): GTPase activity; translation initiation factor activity; tRNA binding
Source: RefSeq, a predicted model, not a curated record
AUGGCGACUAACGGCGACUACCCAUCCGACGACGACACACCACCACAAUCCCCUGGCCUCGAGCCCCAAGCAGACGAUGAGAUCGAGGAGAGACAAAAAGGCGCGGCGCCACUGCCACGCUCGGCUUUGAAGAAGAGCAAUCAAGCAGCCGCCAUGGCCGCAUCAAGACCAGAACUCCCCGAGCAGCCAGACCCGAAAGACUUGGACGUCAAAAGCCUCACACCACUUUCACCAGAAAUCAUUGCGCGCCAGGCAACAAUCAAUAUCGGAACUAUCGGUCACGUGGCUCACGGUAAAAGUACAGUGGUGAAGGCUAUCUCGGGGGUGCAGACUGUGCGGUUCAAGAACGAGUUGGAGAGGAAUAUCACGAUCAAGCUGGGUUAUGCGAACGCGAAGGUGUACAAGUGUGACAACCCGGCUUGCCCGCGACCGACGUGCUAUAGGAGUUUUAAGAGUGACAAGGAGGUUGACCCACCAUGUGAGAGGGAAGGAUGUUCGGGAAGGUACAGGCUUGAGAGACAUGUCUCCUUCGUCGACUGCCCAGGCCACGACAUUCUCAUGAGCACGAUGUUGUCAGGAGCCGCAGUCAUGGACGCCGCAUUACUACUCAUCGCUGGCAACGAGCCCUGCCCACAGCCCCAAACAUCUGAGCAUCUGGCCGCUAUUGAAAUCAUGAAGCUGGGUCACAUCAUCAUCCUGCAGAAUAAGGUCGAUCUCAUGCGCGAGGAGGCUGCCGCGACACAUUUCGAAUCCAUCCGGAAAUUCAUCCGCGGCACGGUCGCGGACAAUGCUCCGAUCAUCCCCAUCUCCGCCCAGCUGAAGUUCAAUAUCGAUGCGAUCAACGAAAUGCUCUGCACCAAGAUCCCAGUACCGAUGCGCAACUUCCAGGACGACCCGCAUCUUAUCGUCAUCCGAUCCUUCGAUGUAAACAAACCCGGUUCCGAGAUCGAAGAGCUGCAAGGCGGUGUAGCUGGUGGUUCCAUCUUGACAGGAAUCCUGAAGUUGGGCGACGAGAUCGAGAUUCGACCAGGUAUCGUUUCGCGCGACGACAAGGGUAACAUCCAGUGCCGCCCGAUCUACUCCCGCAUCAUCUCCCUCUUCGCCGAGAACAACAGUCUCAAGUUCGCUGUCCCAGGAGGUCUGAUUGGUGUUGGUACCCGUAUUGAUCCAACACUCUGCCGUGCCGAUCGUUUAGUCGGUUUUGUACUGGGGCUGAAGGGCAAGCUGCCUAAGAUCUAUACUGAGUUGGAAGUCAACUACUUCCUUCUUCGACGCCUGCUUGGUGUGAAGACGGCCGAUGGCAAACAAGCCAAGGUUGCGAAGCUGGCGAAGAACGAAGUGCUGAUGGUCAACAUUGGCUCCACUGCUACUGGUGCGAAGGUCAUCGCUGUGAAGGCCGAUAUUGCAAAGCUGCAGUUGACAAGCCCGGCCUGCACAGAGAUCAAGGAAAAGGUGGCGUUGAGUAGACGAAUUGAGAAGCAUUGGCGUUUGAUUGGGUGGGCUACGAUUGAAGCUGGUACUACACUCGACCCGCAGACAGCCUGA